CCCGAGGGAGGGAGGGAGGGGACCUCAGGAGACACUCAUCAUGACGGGAUUUUCCCCAGGCUGCUUCGAGAGGCUAGGGAGGAGAUUGCUGAGCCGCUGGUUCUGAGGUGUCUCAGGGGACCAACGUUGGAAAUGCAGACUCUGUCACGGAAAGAGGUUUUGAAUCAUUCAGAGGCAGAGAGUGAAGUGAGUGGCAGUGCUGAUGGGCUAGUGCUCAGGAACGGGAUGUUGGUCGCCGUCCCCAGUAACAACACUGACAGCCGUUCGCCAGCAGCAGUCUGGGAGACCAGGAUCAAAGGAGAGACUGUUCAAGAAACUGCUUCAGCAGCAGAUCGAUCACACAUGGAGGGGCUUCUCAAGGAGCUCAAGGAUUACCGAUAUGUGUUCCCAUACGUUGUGUCCGGGAAGAGGAAGCGGAGUUUAGCUGCCUUACAGAAGGGGAGCUAUCCAAACCACGUCACCAUCUUGGUGGAGCUCGCAGGGGAACAAUUGACGCUGGAUCUCAGCAGGAACACUCUCCUGUUGCCGAAAGGUUUCCAGGUCUCCCACUAUGAUUCAAAUGGGACUCUGGUGACAGAGCAGGACCAGGAACAGAGUCAGUGUUACUACGAGGGCUCCGUCAGAAACUUCGCCAGAUCUGUGGUGUCGGCCAGCACCUGCUCAGGACUCAGUGCUCUGGUUGUUCUCAGUAAUCGAACUUACGUCAUUGAAUAUCUUGAGGGAUCUGAGCACGGACGACAUUUAAUGUACAGACCUGAAGAUCUCAAGUCAGUGCCCAGUAGGUGUGGAGUCACAAACACAUCCCCUGGAUCAACCCUGGCUGAGGAGCUCCAGCACUUCCACCGGAUGAAGAGGAGUGUGCUGCAGGAGACGAAGUACGUUGAGAUGGUGCUGGUGGCAGACAAUGCAGAGUACCAGAACUGGGGGAGCAAUACAGAUGCUGUGGUGAAGCGGAUGCUCAUUAUUGCGAACACGGUGGACUUGUUCUACAGACCACUGAACAUCCGUAUAGCUCUGAUUGGAGUCGAUGUGUGGACCAGGGACCAAGUCACAGUGGACAGGAGUCCUAAGAGAAUGCUGGCCCGGUUCCUUCAGUGGAGGAAGACUUCCCUGCUCCCACGACAUUACAACGACAACGCCCAGCUCAUCCUCGGUGGCAUUUUUGAUGGGGGCACGGCUGGUCUGGCAUCGUUCGGCACCAUUUGUUCAGCAAGUGAGUCUGGCGGAGUAAACCUGGACAGUCAGAUGAGCUUCCUGGCAGUUUCAGCUACCGUUGCUCAUGAGCUUGGACACAAUCUCGGAUUGUCUCACGACACAACCACACGGAAUUGUCACUGUCCAGAUAAGGUUAUUGGCUGCAUCAUGGAAGAAGCAAUGGGCUUUGAAUACCCAACACAUUUCAGCAGCUGCAGCAAAGAUGAUCUGAAUGGAAAUCUGCUCUACGGCGGAGGGAUAUGUCUCUACAACUUGCCCAAACUUGAGCUGCUGGUUGGGGGCCGUGAGUGUGGCAACAUGUAUGUGGAGGAAGGCGAGGAGUGUGACUGCGGCAAGCCUGAUGAAUGUAAGGAUCCCUGCUGCCAGCCAGCAACUUGUACAUUCAGUGCUGGUGCAGUCUGCUCAUCCACUGGUUCCUGUUGUAAGGACUGCAAGUUUCUCCCAGCAGGAACAGUCUGCAGACCAAAGCGGGGAGAAUGUGACUUGCCAGAGUUCUGCACAGGCCGAUCCCAGGACUGCCCUGACAAUCACUACGUGAAAGAUGGCCACACGUGCAGUAAUGGAAACUUGUACUGCAGCCAGGGAACUUGCCAGUCUGCAGAUCGGCAAUGCCAGGAGAUCUGGGGUGCCGAUGCGAAAUCUGCUGAAGAGCUUUGCUAUGAAAUUACGAACGAAGUAGGAAACAAGUAUGGGAACUGUGGCCAAGACGAGAAUGAUGAAUACAUUGCAUGCAAGCCUAAGGACAAACUGUGUGGAAAAAUCCAGUGCAAGGGUGGAAGCCCAACUCCGCUGCGGGGAGGAAUCAUAAGUGUGGUAACAAGCACGCUGGUUUACCAGGGUGUGAAGUACGAGUGUCGAGCAACAUUCGCCACGUUAGGUGAUGCCAGCAGUUCUGAUCUCAUCCACCAGGGAACCAGGUGUGGGGAUGGCAAGGCGUGUAUUGAUGCCAAGUGUCAGGAUGUGGCACUGUUCAAUGUGGAAAGCUGUGACAAGACCUGCAACAACAAGGGGGUUUGUAACGAUAAAAACAACUGUUACUGUGACAUUGGCUGGGCCCCUCCUUAUUGCAAUUCCAGUGGGGUAGGUGGCAGUGUUGACAGUGGACCUGUGAAAGAAGAACAGAAAGUUUUCACAGCUGAACCAUCUCAAAGGUCAGAAAUGACUACACGUACCACAACGGAGCUUCACACGCAUGGCAAAGAAUCUCCAGCUAAGCAGUACCUGGCCACAGUGCUCCCUGCAGUGCUGGUGCCGCUCCUGGUCCUGACAGUUGUCGCUUUCACCGCCGUGUGGUUUCUGAAGAAGAAGAAGAUGAUAUCUGAACGCACCAGUGCAUCGUCUCCCUCAUAUCCGCCAGGUGCAACAAGGACUUCAGAGAGCACCUUUGUGUUUGUGGCUGAUGGUCAGCUCGUUCACACACACAGACCUCACCUGGGUGGCCAUGCCGGACUGCAGAAUUCACUCCCCAAAACCACAGUGUGACAGUGCCAGGCGAUUCAGACAUCGACCAGAUACAACAACCCAUCCACUGUACACGAUAACUACAAGUGCCGCUCGUGAUCACACCUGUUCUCCACGUUCACCUUGUAUUUAAACCCUGGAACAUGUGGGGAAGGUGUGCUGACCAGAGACAAUCCAUGAACACAAUCCUGUUUAAUCUGAUCGAUAUCCCACUGAAGCAAACAUUCACAGUGGGACAAGAAAGUACGAGGGUGAUCUGCUGAGCAACCGGUACUCUUCCUGAUGAUGAACUUCGGCUAUUUACUCAGCAAUAGUUCUUAUGCAGAGCGUAAACAAUAGCACACCAAGUGAUUGUUUGUGCUUUAUCAUGGGAAUACGGCUACUCCUGGCAACUUCGUGAAGAUCUAACUCUGACCAAUAAACUGAUCAAACAAUGACCAAACCACAAGUUACCAAUAGCAGGACUAAAUGGAGUCGAUGGCUGAAACUUAUAUUCAAUGUGUUAGGUGUAUGGAAAUAUUUGGGGACCUCUCUGGUGAGGCUUUAUGCUGCUUUAGAUAUUAUGGGAUUCAAGGGAUGAGGGGUUAGCUCAGAACAGCGGGGCUGAGGUGAAGGCUCAGCCCUGAUCCUGUUGACUGGCAGAGCAGACUCACCGGGCCCGAAGGCCAACUCCUGCUCCUUUCCUGUGUUCACAUCUUUAAUUGGAGGGUUUAGUGUAGAACAAUGCACUGUCAUCACUGACAUGCUGCAAAGAGAAAAACUUUUCUUGCUGAAAGCUUCCAUCCGUGGAAUGUUACUUGUCUAAUGGUAUCACUCUUGGAAACACUGACAGAUUUAAUUCCCUUGGCCGUGCACAGGGAGCCUAUCCUGUGGUUUCCAUUCAUGCAGUGGGUUGAGAAAAUCAACAUUCUGCAAUUUAAACACUGAUCCAUAUCUCUGUAACAACAAAAAGGAUCAUCUUAAAUCCUUACGCUGCUUCACUCACACACCGUCUCUGUUGCUGGGAAUCUGACUCUCAGAUGCAGAGUUAGAGUAAUGCAGUGUGAAAACAGGCCCUUCGGCCCAACAUGUCUGUGCCAACCACAGAGCCUACCUGAGCUAGUCCCAUUUGCCUGUGUUUGGCCCCUAUCCCUCUAAACCUUUCCUAUCGUAUCUAAAUGUUGUAAUUGUACCUAUAUCUACCACUUCCUCUGGCAGCUCGUUCCAUAAACCCACCACCCUCUGGGUGAAACACCUCCUUUAAGAGAAAAGUUUCCUUUAAAUCUCACCCCGCUAAACAUAUGCCCUCAGGUUUUAGACUCCCCUACCCUGGGAAGAAGACUCUAGCUAUUCACAUUGUGAUUUUAUAAACCUUUAUAAGGUCACUGAGUGCUCCAGUUAGGAAUUGGUGCCUUCCCUGGCCUGUAUGAGACUCCUGACCCACAGCAUUGUGGUUGACUGCCUCUGCAGUGUCUGAGCAAGCCACUGAACUGUCCAUUACCACUGGAGUAAAACACUGACGGGUAGAACUGAGACACGAGAUUCUGCACAUGCUGGAAUCUGGAGCAACACACACAAAGUGCUGGAGGAACUCAGCGGGUCAGGCAGCAUCUAUGGAGGGAAAUGAACAGUCAACGUUUUGGGCCGAGACCCUUCAUCAGGACAAACAGCCCACCAUCAACCAAGGCACCAAGUGCAGAGACGGCAAAGCGUCUCCUAACCCAGUCAACCUUGCAAACCUCCACCCACCCCGCCCCCCCCCCCCCCCCCCCCGACCAUCGCCUGGGGAUGUGUGUAAGUUGAGAGAAAUGGCUCUCGGUCUGGUCAAGCUACAACAGGACAUGGCUGUACUCGCAAGUAAUGAGCCAGGCUCCAGCACACAGUCCUUGUAAACAACCCAUCAGCAGUGCAGAGCCAGCAGAGGUGGUGGUACAGUGGUGUACAGGGAGGGAGAACAUCAAGAGCAGGAGGAGGCCAUCCGGCCCGUCGAGCCUGCUCCGCCAUUCAGUAAGAUCACGGCUGGUCUGGCUGUGGACUCAGAUCCACCCACCUGUCUUUCCCCAUAACCCGUAAUUCCCCUACUGUACAAAAAUCUGUCUAAAUGUGUAUUAAAUAUAUUUCAUGAAGUAGCCUCCACUGCUUCCCUGGGCAGUGAAUUCCACAGAUUCACUACCCUCUGGGAAAAGCAGUUUCUCCUCAUCUCUGUCCUAAAUCUGUUCCCCCAAAUCUUGAGGCUAUGUCCCCUAGUUCUGGGAUGUUAUGGUGAGGUUGUGGUGAGGUUGUAUGAGACAUUGGUGAGGCCACAUUUGGAGUAUUGUGUGCAGUUCUGGUCACCUAACUAUAGGAAGGAUAUUUGUAAGAUUGAAAGAGUGCAGAGGAGAUUUACUAGAAUGUUGCCGGGUCUUCAGGAGGUGAGUUACAGGGAAAGAUUGAACAGGUUAGGACUUUAUUCCUUGGAGUGCAGAAGAAUGAGGUGAGAUUUGAUAGAGGUUUACAAGAUGAUGAGGGGUAUAGACAGGGUUAAUGCAAGUAGGCUCUUUCCACCUAGAUUAGGAGAGAUAAGUACGAGAGGACAUGGCUUUAGGGUGAAAGGGGAAAAGUUUAGGGAGAACAUUAGGGGGAACUUCACUCAGAGAGUGGUGGGAGUGUGGAACGAGCUGCCAUCUGAUGUAGUAAAUGCGGGCUCACUCGAGUUAAAAGAAUAAAUUGGAUAGAUACAUGGAUGGGAGAGGUCUGGAGGGUUAUAGACUGGGUGCAGGUCAAUGGGACUAGCGGAAUAAAGUUUUGGCACAGACUAGAAGGGCCGAAUGGCCUGUUUUCUGUGCUGUAGUGUUUUAUGGUUCUAGUCUCAACCACCAGUGGAAACAACUUUGCUGCCUCUAUCUUACCUAUCCAUUUUAUAUGUUUCUAUAAGAUCCCCUCUCAUUCUUCCAAAUUCCAGCGAGUACAGUCCCAGAUGACUCAAUCUCUCCUCAAACCCCCUCAUCUCCGGAUUCAACCUGGUGAACCUCCUCUGCACUGCCUCCGAAGCCAGUAUAUCCUUCCUCAAGUAAGGAGACCAGAACUGCACACAAGCACUCCCAAGUCCCUCUGCACAACAGCAUGCUGCAAUCUUUCAAUCUUUCUGCGGCAGGUAGUGAGAGAACCAACACCAGGCAUCCUCUACACUGACUCCAGGCCACAUGAUGGCUCACGUAUCAGGUCAAACGUGGCCAGGAAAUCCUCCUCCUGUUCUCCCUCCGCUGAUCAAUCACUGCCCCUCCAUGUUGAACAAAGCACAGAAGCCCUGAGAGUAGUGAGACACAGAAUGUACUCUGCGUGAGGACUUCAGUGUCCAUCAGCCAGUAGUCUUGGUAUCUCCCCCACAGACUGAGCUGAGUGCUGAAGGACAGAGCUGCCCGACCAGGGAUCAAUGUGAGCCGAUCCUCACCGAUCCACCUGCAGCAGAUGCAUCUGUCCGUGACAGCAGUGGGAGAAGUGACCCCCACACAGUCCGUGUGGAGACAAAGGCCCGUCCUCGCACCGAGGGCUCCCUCCAUCCUGUGGUGUGUCCCUGCAACCGUGCUCAACGGGAGAGACACAGCACAGAUCUGGCAGCUCAACACUGGGCGUCCGUCAGACGUUGGUCCGUCAGCAGAAGUGUUGAGCACGCCGGCUGUCAGCCCAUGGCUUAGUGUGUUCCCUGCUCUACUGACACUGUCCCACCAGGGGGGCAAUGGGUCCGGGGGCGUUGUGGGAGCAGCACCAGGCAGAGCCACAGACGAGGAAGCUGGAGCACAGACUGCAGACACUCCACAACACACAGCAGGCAACAGACAGAGAUAGGCACGUCAGCACAGAUCAGACGGUAGUUCUGCAGUCUGACCACAUCCAGUCGUGAAUGGUGGUGGACAACAAGACAGUAAACAGGAGGAGAGGUUCCCAGAACCUCCCAUCCUCAGUGACGGUGGGACCCACUGUGUGAGUGUUGGAGACACGGCUGAAGAAAUCACAACCGUGUUCAGUCAGGAGUGCCCGGGGCUGACCCAUCACAGUUCCUGCUGAGAUCCCCAGCGUUACAGAAACCAGUCUCCGGACAGUCUGAAUCACUUCACGUGAUAUCAGGAAAUGACAGAGAGCACUGGACACAGAGAAGUCUGUGGGUCAGGCAACAUCCCAGCUCUAGUACUGAAGACCUGAACUCCAGAACAGCCACAAGCACAACUGGACCAACCACAUCAAUAGGUCAGAGACUGAGUAUCCUGUGGUUAAACUCACCUCCUCACCGAGGCUUUCUAACAUCUACAGGGCAAGUCAGGAGCAUGAGGAAUACUCUCCACUUGCCUGGAUGAGUGCAUCUCCAACAACUCUCAAGCUUGUACGUUCUCCCCGUGUCUGCGUGGGUUUCCUCCGGGUGCUCCGUUUUCCUCCCACAUUCCAAAGACGUACGGGUCAGUAGGCUAACGUGGGUGUAAUUGGGCGGCGCAGGCUUGUUGGGCCGGAAGGGCCUAUUACCAUGCUGUUGAGAUAAUUUUAAAACUUUUAACAAAGGAUACAGGGAACACCACUACCUGACUCGGAAGUAAGUCUGUCCUUCACCUUCACUGGGUUUAAGUCCUGGAACUCCCUUCCCAACAGAACUGGAACACCUUCUCCGGAAACACAGCAGCUGUUCCAGAGGCAGCUCAGCCACACCUUCUCAGGGGCAAUGCGGAUGGGCAAUACAUGCUGGUGUUGCCGUUGGUGACUGAAUCCCCAGAAAGAAGGAGUUUCUGUCUCACAGGGAGCUUCCAGCCCUUCCUGUUUUCUGUCAUGCCCAGUCGCUGCAACAGUUUGAGUUUAUUCUGACAGAGGUGGAGAAACAUUUACAACAAAAAUAUUACCCCUUCCCUUCUUCCUGAGGAGCUUUGUAAACAGUAGUUUUGUUAGUAAAUCUGUACACCGAGGCCAAGAGAACACUGAACCAUUCACUGCACUGGUCCCCCGUACUAGGGCCAGAACGGACUGCUUCACCUCAGUGUCACAAAGCCAGCAAUGGUUAACGUGAUUAGACAGAUACCAGCAAGGCAACAUGACGAUUAGAAGUGCAGCACUAGGUCGCACUCUGGUGUGAAUUACACGGGAUAUGGGUGUCUCUGUGCUAAUGCUCCAAGAAUUAGUUUGUGUGCAUAGUGUGUUGUAUUUAGAGAAACACAUGAUGCAAUUAGGUGAUGCUGUGGGAAAGUUACUUAUAUUGUAGGGGAUGUUGGUGAAAUGAUAUGAUCCCACUGUAUAUGUGGAUAUUGUAAAGUAAAUUGGUGUGUGUUUUGAUUUAUGAAUUUAAAAUCAUCACAAUUUGACCUGUAAUGGACCCACUGUUCAUUACUUGAAGCA
Pristis pectinata (smalltooth sawfish) is the source of this 8007-nucleotide messenger RNA. Its product is annotated as disintegrin and metalloproteinase domain-containing protein 12-like. The record is from RefSeq and is a predicted model, not a curated record. Gene Ontology annotation, molecular function: metalloendopeptidase activity. Bases 133 to 2697 code for a protein of 854 amino acids. Lineage: Eukaryota; Metazoa; Chordata; Chondrichthyes; Rhinopristiformes; Pristidae. Gene Ontology annotation, biological process: proteolysis. The transcript has 26 exons.